AUGACGAGGGAUGCUGGUCGUCGACACUGUCCGAACGGACCUGCUCCACCAACAAUAACCACGAACCGAAUGCUGGGACUCGUUGUUGCUGCAGACGAGAACCUGAACACCUACAGAAACAGCAAUGCGGGGCAACACUGUGCUGUCGGGCGAGCGUCGUCGCAGUUGUCGGAGGCGGAACUGGAGCCGCUGUUUGGUAGCACUGCGGACGAAGAGCAGGUCAGACGGGAGGCCCCCAGCGAGGUGGUGGAGCGCCGCGCCGUGUCCUCCAGGUCCAGCUGGGAGGCGCCGGGCGCAGCUGCCGGCGCCGGUCCGACAGCGGCGGCGGCGGUGGCGGCGGCGGCAGCAGCAGCAGGUGGUUGCGCGGGCGCCGGCUCGGUGCGCCGGCGCGCCGCCGCCGCCGCCGCCGCCCCCGACGCCGGCGACCCGUGGAGGCUGCUGCGGCGCCGCACCGACCCUCUGGACGCGGCGUCGCUGCUGAUGCCGCUGCCCAGGGACUACCGCGACGCGCUGUCCUCGCUGCUGUGGCAGCCUUACGACUGCCGCAGCGACGACGACGCCGCCCCCGCGCUGCUGGCGUCGUCCGCGUCCUCCUCGCCUUCGACGAGCUCCUCCGAGUCGAGCGUGGCGGCCGCGCCCCUGCUGGCCCUCCGGCGGUGGCCGGCCGCCGAAGCUGCGGCGCUGCCUUCGCUGGCUGCCGGAGCGGCGGUCGGCGGCGGCCGCGGGCGCGACCAGUUGCCGUUCGGCUGCCUCCAGUGCUGCGCCGACAGCAGCCGCGCGGCCUGCCCCCGCGACAUGUUGGUCAACGUGCCGGCGCCGCCGCCCCAGCAGGCCACUCCGUCUACGGUCCUCGCCCCCUCGUCGUCGUCCUCCCCCCCUUCGCAGCCGGAGUCCGUCAGUGUUGUGGUGAAUAGUGGCUCGUUCCCAGUGGUGAAUGUGACGAACGUGCGGACCUUCACUUCGACCGAGGCGCAGACUGACGAUUUCGGCGACGUACCCGGCCCGGGGGCGGCUCCGCGGCGUCGCGAGAGGCGCGAGCGGCGGCAGCAGCGGCGCCUGGGGGCAGCGCCGGGGGCGGUGCCGCCCCCGCUGGCCGACGGCCCGCCGCCGCCUCCGGGGGACCGCCUCCCUGACCUGCUGCACUCGCACCUGCCGCCCCCGUACUCGACGCUACCGCUGCCCCCGCAGCAGCCACCCCCGCCGCCGCACCAUCCGCCGCCCCCACCAGCUGUUUCGGGCAUGCGCUUUCCAUUCCAGAUUUCACCCGCUGGAGCAAGAAGCCUGCUGGGUGCGUGCGGACAGGCCCGUGUGCCUUACCAGUGCAACAGCAGGUGGUGUGCUGCGCCGGCGCGCACCGGCGUGAGGGCUGCUACUGUGCCCGAGGCGGAGGCUGCGUUGCCGGGAAUGCCAGGGCCGGCCGCCGGUUUAAAGGCCACUCACUCACCGCCGGGCAACGCCGCAGCCGUCCCGCGGUACAGCCUGCCGCGCCGAUCACCGGCUCUCCGCAAGCCCGGGAGCGCAGCACGCAACUCGUCGUCUCUCAGAGGCCGCUGA
Schistocerca americana (American grasshopper) is the source of this 1554-nucleotide messenger RNA. RefSeq names its product nascent polypeptide-associated complex subunit alpha, muscle-specific form-like. The record is from RefSeq and is a predicted model, not a curated record. Bases 1 to 1554 code for a protein of 517 amino acids. NCBI's taxonomy places the organism in Eukaryota, Metazoa, Arthropoda, Insecta, Orthoptera, Acrididae. The transcript has 4 exons.